This is a messenger RNA of Apiotrichum porosum, 1371 nucleotides long. RefSeq lists its product as uncharacterized. Bases 1 to 1371 code for a protein of 456 amino acids. The transcript is spliced from 3 exons. NCBI's taxonomy places the organism in Eukaryota, Fungi, Basidiomycota, Tremellomycetes, Trichosporonales, Trichosporonaceae. The record is from RefSeq and is a predicted model, not a curated record.
AUGCCCGACCCAUCCUCGCUCUUCCGCGACGUUGUAUGGACGUUUGACCCAUCCAUCACACAAGCUGUACGCAAUGCACGCCGAUUGGCCUUGAGUACCCUCGCCGAUGUCCCUGGUGAGGAGACAACCUAUAACGGCAACAUGAAUGCAGUGCUUGGCACCUGUUUUUCACCAAAGCUGCCAAGCGAACUUGGCCCCGCCCUCCUUGACGCCCACGUUAUCAUUGCCACCAAUCGCGACCUGGGCCCAUUGCACGCUCAAGGGCGGUCGAGAUAUCGCGACACGCCAAUGCAAGCCGAGAUCCGCCAGCUGCGACGUGACGCCGGUGACAUCUCUACAGUUCCAUCCGGAUCCGUCGUCUCUGUCAAAACCAUUAGGGACGGUAUACGAAAACCAGAUGAUGUUAUUGCCGCCAGGCAUGGCCAACUGGCGAUCUGCGGCCUAGUCGGUGAGAGGAAGUGCUCCUCAGCAGAGUGGGACGGUUCACUUGUUUCGCGGGGAUUGGCGCAAAGCAUCGUUCAACUCGUCAGCUCGCAUCAGGCGUUCGGCACCCAGAUCGCAAUCGACAUGUUCAACGCAAAGUUCCUCCGUCUCCUCGCUCUCUCCGGCACCUUGGUCGCGAUCGAUGUGUCAGACUGGUUCUUGGACGAGGCCACCCUCCCGCCCGGUAUUCCAAUUCAUGUUGAGGACCUGCUCGACAACGCCGCGAACACCUCAGACGGCUGCACGAUCUUCCCACACGACUUUGCGAAUGACGACGGCUUCGGCUAUUGGUGGAGCCUGCCCGUGGCGGCCAUCGAGUACAUCGUCUCCCAGCCGGUUACCUGCCCGCCUAUUGUCUCCAACCACAUUGUUCUCCCGUCGUCCCUCCGCUUCCGUCCAGAUGGACAGAUGCUUGGGGCCAGGUUAAAGGCUCGCGUUGCCAACCACAUCUCCCAGCAGGAGGUAGCGCCAGAAUACGAGAUCCUUGAGAGCGACGGUGAUCAGCCUGGUGACCAUGUAUCGGAUGCUGUACUCAUGGGUGCCGACUUUGGCGCGCGUGUGACGCGGUUGUCGACCGUUGCAGCCAAUGCAAAUGAAGGAGAGGGCCCGCGUGACGGACCAAGCAAAGAAACAGAGGAUGAGUUGUACGAGCCGCUCUCGUCUGACUUUCCUCCCCCGGUUCCCGACUGUUAUCCUCCCCCCGACUACACGCCCAUCCUCGCGGCCAAAACCCCGGAUGUGGAAAAAGGCCCGAUUGAUCGCAUGCAGCUCCUCAAGGAGGCCCUCGGCCGACAACGCGUCCAAGUGGUGUUGCUCCGGACGGUCCAAUUCGACGGCCUGCUUGAACAUCAAGGGCUGUCUCCUACACCUAUACCCCCCGCCUUCUGA